AUUUUGUUGUUUCUCUCCAAGUUCAACCAAUGCCUUCGGUCCACACCAGCACCUACGAGCUCGUGCUCGCUCCGAUCGCGCAAGCAGUCGGUGAGCUGGUCGUCAUUGAAGAGGAGGCCGUGCAGCACAAGUCGCCCUUCCCCGACAUGACGGCAACCGGCUCCAUGAUUGCCAAGUCAACUGCCGAACUAAUCAAGAUUGCCACCCGCGUGAAGGCGACCACCACCGAUCGCCAGACACAGGACGCCAUGACCCCCGCCAUGGUUCUCUGCGAGGAGUCUGCCAAGCAGUUCGUCGAGAGCACGGUCGCACUGCGCGACAACCCGCGCAACGAAGAGGCGGCGGCAUCGCUGUCGCGCGCAGCAAAGGCGCUGCUGGAUGGCACGUCGCGAGUGCUGCAGGCGUUCGACGACAACGAGGUUCGCCGUAUUCUGGCCAUCUGCGAUCGCGCGCUGGAGCAGAUUGCCAUUCUGGCCAAGGUCAACACGAUUCCCGAGCUCGCUGCCUCGCUGAAGCCCGCUGUGGCUGCGCUGGUCGACGUGGCCAAGGCCACCGACCGUCGUGCCACCGAGCUGACGUCGCUGACGGUGCAAAACCAGCUGCUGUCCGCCAACGAGGUCAUCAAGACCUGCUCGCCCAAUAUUGUCAGCAGCAUCAAGCUGUACUGCACCACCCGCAGCAGCCAAACGGAGGCCGAGCGCGAAAAGUCAGACAUGUCGAUUGCCACGCGCUCCUCGAAAGAGUUUGUGACGGAUCGCGUGCGUGACGCCGUGCUCGAGAUUCGUCGCAUCAUGCAGCUCAAGUUUGUCUACGACGAGGACAUUGACGACGCAUACGUCAUUGCCGGCGGUGUCGUGACCUCGGGUGGCGCGUCGUCCACUGCGGCCACCGCCCAGACCCUGCAAUUCCUGCAGGGCGGCGCGGGCGGCAAGCACGGCGCCAACCGCCAAAUGCACACGCUUGCUGUCAAGUACGGCGAGCAGCUCGCGCUGUUCAAGGCCAUCCAAGAGGGCCUGGUGACCAUUUCCCACAAUGUUCUGCGCCAGGACAAGGCCAAGGUGCUGGAGAAUGGCAUGAAGCUUGAGGCCGACUGCGAGAAGGUCAGCAUGAAGGCCAUGGAGCUUGACGUGCAGUCCCGCAACGUCUCCGCCAUCGGCAACAGCUUUGGUGGCUCCUCCAAGGCCCUCAACAAGCUGGGCGCCGGAGAGAACGGCAGCCUCCUGCAGACGGCCAUCUCGCAGCUUGCUCAAGCCCGCCGCGAGAUGAUGAGCAGCGCCACGCAAGUUGCAGAUGACACGAGCGACGAGGCAAGCCGUCGCGAGCUGCAGGCAAAGGUCGCGCACAUGAGCGAGAAGGCGUCGCAGCUCGAGGUUCUUGCCACGGCCCAAGCCAUGGAGAACGCCACCAUGAUUCUGCAAGAGCUGCACAGCCCGCUUCGCGAGAUGAUCAACGCCGCGCACCAAGGCAACCCGCCGGCGCACGGUCUCGCGUCAGACCGCUUCAAGGCCGUCUCGGUCCAGCUCGGCAAGUCGAUCCAAACCACCUGCGCAUACACGAGCGACCCCGAGCGCGCCAAGCGCCUUGACCAGCGCUGCGCCGCCCUGCUGAAACUCGUUCCCGAGCUUCAGAACGCGACGCGAGCCGUCGCCGUCAUCAAUCACGACAUUGAGGCGCAGCGCAACAAGAACAACGCUGCCGUCGUUGCCGCUGUCCGUGGUGAAGGCGACGCCGAGACCAGCGGCAGUGGCGGUCAGGGCUCUUCGGAGAGCACCAUCGGGGCUGCUGCCAACGGCCCCGCCGCUUCGCACCAAGUUGCCACCCUUCGCGGUACCGAGGACACUCAAAACCUGCUCAAGAAGGCUGCCGUCGAGCACAUGGACACAAUGAAAGCAGAGUGGGACAGGGCCCUGGCUGCACUGGAGCGCGUUCUUGACGAUGUUGCUGCUCCGAAUAGCAUGUUUGAUGUUCUGGCCGAUGACCUCAAGAACCACCAACUCGCCGACUUUAUUGCCGCCGUCGAGAGCGGGGACCAGGCCAAGUUUGAUGCGGCUUUGAAUGCUCUCAACGAGCGUGUCAGCCACAUUAUCAUCCAAGCCAAGUCCGAGGCGGCGCGUACCGGCAACGCCGAGUUUAUCAAGACUGUCGACCGACUGUGCGAGGCGCUUGAGAAGUCGCGCGAUCACCUUGUUCAGACUGGUCGCGAGGCGCUCCUGAACCCGACCGCCGAGAACAAGGCGGCAUUCAACAAGGCCCAGCACCAGUUUGCUCUGGCUGUCACCAACAUUGAGAUUGCCCUCCGGUCCAAGCCCGCUCCCGGCGAAGGCGAAGACGGUCUGCCUUCUGUGCCGCGCCACAAGGUCAUGGACCAGAUUGACCAAAUCUUCCGUCGCAUGGCCCCAGUACCCAAGCCCGUCGUUCAGUUUGUGCAGCCCGAUACCAGCCAGAUGGACAAGGAGGCUGCUGCAAAGGCCGAGGCUGAGGCUGCCGCCCGCCGCGCCGCCGCCGAAGCCGAAGCCGCCGCCUUGGCCGCAGCAGCUGCUGCCGAAGACGACGUCGAGUCCGAGUCAGAGGAGGAGGAAGAAGAAGAGCAAGUCAGCGACAAGCUGCAGCAAAUCAAGGAUGCCGCGAAGGAGCUUCGAGCAGAAGCUCGCAAGUGGUCGAGCAAGGGCAACGACCUUAUCGCCCUCGCCAACGAGCUGGCCCAGCUCAUGUUGGAGAUGGCCGACCACGCUCACCACUUCCGCAAGGCCGAGCUCGUCCGCACUGCCAAGCUCAUGUGCGCCAAGAUUGUUGAAAUCGAACGCAUUGCCCGCGAGAUUGCCAAGAACUGCCCGGACAAGCGUCUGUCCAAGCAGUUGCUCGAUUACGUCGACCGCGUUCCUACCAUUUCCAACCAACUGCGUGUCAUCUCGUCCGUCAAGGCUGCCAACCCCAACGAUGCCGAGACUGACUCUCAGCUCGUGGUGUGCGCUCGCAACUUGAUGACCAACGUUACGCACGUCGUCAACCGAUGCGAGGCAGCGUGCGUCGCUCGCCAGCAGAUUGUCGGCGAUUCCAACGCGCCCAAGACAGGCCCCAAGCUCCAGUGGAAGCGCCGCCUGACGACCAAGCGUUCCUCGUCCAAGGAUGCCGUUGCUGAUGCUUAAACUCGACACUGUAAUCGUUUGGACAGAGACAAGCUCAAACCUCGAAUUAUCUGCGUGUUGUGGUUGUGAUCGGAACCAUUUUUUUUUCUUUGGGUGUUGGUUGUCGUUUUCUGUUUGUUGGUCUUCUUGAAUGUUUGCCUUGACUCGCUUCAUUGUGUGUUUUCAGUUCACCAUGCGCUCCUCUGGGAUUGCACCUCUGGAUUGAUUUUGUUUGUGUCCGACCCAUUUGUUUGUUUUUUUGGAUGAAUUUACUUUGCCUUCUUUUGGA
This is a messenger RNA of Capsaspora owczarzaki ATCC 30864, 3414 nucleotides long. RefSeq lists its product as hypothetical. Lineage: Eukaryota; Filasterea; Ministeriida; Capsasporidae. The transcript has 7 exons. Gene Ontology annotation, molecular function: actin filament binding. Gene Ontology annotation, biological process: cell adhesion. The record is from RefSeq and is a predicted model, not a curated record. The coding region runs from base 30 to 3146 and encodes 1038 amino acids.